This is a messenger RNA of Paraglomus brasilianum, 150 nucleotides long. NCBI's taxonomy places the organism in Eukaryota, Fungi, Glomeromycota, Glomeromycetes, Paraglomerales, Paraglomeraceae. The record is from the annotation of a GenBank genome assembly.
AUGUCACCAGUCAAAAUGGUGCCAGAAUGGGCGCACAUAAGCGUUUUUGUUGAGGAAUCCAAAAUCCUGACUAAAAUUGCAGAGUUUACAAAAAUCGUCAUGAAACUUUUGCGGAAUCCCGACGUGGUUGGUAUCGAUAAAAGUAAUUGA